Molecule: messenger RNA, 3433 nt
Organism: Periophthalmus magnuspinnatus
Lineage: Eukaryota; Metazoa; Chordata; Actinopteri; Gobiiformes; Gobiidae
Gene: amph
Product: amphiphysin
Exons: 22
Coding region: 41-1975 (644 amino acids)
Biological process (GO): synaptic vesicle endocytosis
Cellular component (GO): cytoplasm; synaptic vesicle; plasma membrane
Molecular function (GO): phospholipid binding; protein binding
Source: RefSeq, a predicted model, not a curated record
UCCUCACGCGCCGCUGCUCACGGAUCGGACCGAGCUGAAGAUGGCGGAAAUCAAGACCGGGAUCUUCGCCAAAAAUGUGCAGAAAAGGAUCAACCGUGCGCAGGAGAAGGUUUUACAGAAACUGGGAAAAGCUGAUGAAACCAAAGACGAACAGUUUGAGCAAGUCGUGAUCAACUUCAGACGACAAGAGUCUGAAGGUUCUCGUCUUCAGAGGGAGAUGAAGAAUUACAUGGCAGCCAUUAAAGGGAUGCAGCAGGCCUCCAUAAAUCUGACCCAGAGUCUUCACGAGGUCUAUGAGCCUGACUGGCAUGGCAAGGAUGACGUGGUGCUCAUCGGCAAGGACUGUGAUGCACUCUGGGAGGACUUCCACAAUAAGAUCGUGGACUCGACACUGUUGAACCUUGAUGCUUAUCUAACACAGUUCCCUGACCUGAAGACGCGAGUGGCGAAAAGGAGCCGUAAACUCAUCGACUACGACAGCGCUCGCCAUCACAUGGAGACACUGCAGGCGCAAGGACUCAAGAACGACCGCAAAAUGAUAAAGGCAGAGGAGGAGCUGAAAAAGGCUCAGAGAGUUUUUGAGGAUCUGAACGUGGGACUUCAGGAUGAGCUGCCAACGCUGUGGGACAGCCGAGUUCAGUUUUACAUCGACACGUUCAAAAGCGUCACAAUACUCGAAGCAAAGUUUCACCGAGAAAUCUCCCUGGUGUGCCGGCAGCUGUAUGAGGUUAUGACCAAACUGGCCGAACAACAUCCAGACAAAAUGUUCAACAUCCAGGGAGCACCGAGUGACUCGGGGCCGCUGCGUUUGGCUCGGACACCGUCUCCUCCUGAAGACGACUCUCCUCCAGAAUCUCCAGAAGCCAACCACAGACUGAGACCUGUGUCCCCCGGGCCCCCGAGACCCAAGAGCCCGAUCCAGGUGAAAAAGGGGCCCCCUGUUCCUCCACCACCCAAAGUGUCGCCCCCAAAAGAGGAGCCCAUCAUUGACCUGUUUGGAGGAGAGUUCCUGCCCGCGCCCUCACCCUCACAGUUCAAUGAGAGACCUGGAGAGUCCCUGCUGGACUUGGAUCUGGAUGCGUUCCAGGUGGACGAGAGCGUGGCCCCAAUCCCACAGACCACUGUGCCCUGGGAUAUGUGGACGGCGGACUCGCAGCAGGACCAGGCAGCCAAUGCCUUCAAUGGAUUCUCCACGGAGGGCGGGGCUCCAGCAUUCUUUGCCGAUUUUGAUAAAAUGAACCAAGAUCAGGCUCCACUCACUUCCUCCCCCGGCACAGAGGGGGAGGGGCCUAAAGACGAGGGGGUGGGGUCCAUACCAGGGGAGGAGCCUAAAGCAGAGGAGUGGCCAAUCGAUUCACAGGAGCUGGAGCCAAGCGAAGAGCCUCCAUCCACAGACCCGAGUCCAGCCGAAGUCCAAGAGGAACCAGAAAAAACAGAAGAACCAGAGCCUGUCCAGGCUGAGGUUCCGAGGACAAUGAAGGAUGCAGAGGAGGGAGGUGCAGAGGAGGGAGGUGCAGAGGAGGGAGGUGCAGAGGAGGGAGGUGCAGAGGCUGAAGCUGUGGUUCAGAAAAAGGAGAGUCCAGUCGAGGAGCCUGAGAAAAUGGCCAUCCCGUCUGUGGUAAUCGAGCCAGCAUCGAGUAAUGAAGGUGACGAUGACCGCGACGCUGACAUAAUCUCUCCCACCGUCGUCACGGGCAACACCUCUACCCCCGGAGUCCAGCACAUUGGCCCGAGCGACGGCACGCUCCCCCACGACUUCCUCUAUAAGGUGGAGACGAUGCACGACUUUGAGGCGGCAAAUUCAGAUGAGUUGGAGCUGAGCCGAGGCGAUGUGGUUCUGGUGGUACCCACGGUCAACCAGGAGGACCAGGAAGCUGGUUGGCUGACGGGGAUAAAGCUCAGCGAUUGGUCGUCGCUGGGAGUCAGCGCUCAGAGAGGACUGUUUCCCGAGAACUUCGUGCAGCAGCUUGACUGACAACCUCGCUACCCCCUGACCCCACCCUGUGUAUUAUGAGAUAUUUAAAUCUGCUCAAAUGUGCAGUGUUCACUUCCUGUGUGAGUGUAGUGUGUAGUGUUCAUCCAAUCAGCAUGCAGCCCCUGACCUGUCACUCAAACAUAGACCGAUCAAAAGCCCCUAACAAAUGCCUGCUCCUAGACUUGUCACGAUUUUGAUGCUUGAAAUAUCACUAAACCUACUUGACAAACGGUAAUAUUGAAACUACUUCUGACACAAAGCAUGAGACUCUCUGCAAACCUAUUUUUAAACAGCUUCAUUAUAAGGUCUGAACAAAUAAACAUCAAAAUGAACCAAUAUUGAGCCAUAGAAAUAUUUAAAUGUUUCAACAAAAAUACCCCAAAUCUCCCAAUUUUUAUAAAGUAAUACAAUAAAUUCUGAGCUCCAACUGAUCUUAUUCAAGUCGAUAUAGUGAUUAUCGUGACAGGCCUACUCCCACUGGCUCCUGAGUAUGUCACAUGACUCUGGUGUGUUUUUAUUCCUCCUCCUCUGGUCUCACAUUUCCUCCUGCUCUUCCUCUGUGGCCUCUGUCUCAGUGAGACAGAGCAGAUGAAGCACAGAUGAUGCAGAGGAUAGAGGAGGGAGCAGAGAAGGCACAGAUGAUGAAGAGGAUAGAGGAGGAGGGAGCAGACGAUGUAGAUGAUGCAGAAGUCCUGACACAGAGGCUCUGAGCUUGUGUCAGUGUUUCGCUAGAUUCACUCUCCUUGUCUCAUCUCCUCUCUCCUCAUGUCCUCUCUCCUCUCCUCAUCUCCUUGUUUCCUUGCUGCAGAUAAAUUGAGGUCUUGGUGUUUUGUUCUAGAGACAAAUAAAGUUAAUUUGCCUCUAAAUCCCGAGCCUGUGACUUUACACGCACAUACAGACAUGCACACACAGACGCACACACACACACAAACACGCAUACAUAUGUAAUCCACAUACACAUGCAUACACAUGUACACAUGCAUACACAUGUAACACACGUGUAAAGGAAAUUAAAAAUUGUAUGAUUAUCUUACCUUUUAGAAAUCACAUGGUUAUGUAACAAAAACUAAUUUGGUGUGAGAAAACCUUUCAUGUAAACCCUUUUGUUCCCAUUUGGUUGCUAUGUGUUUGUAAUGUAUGUGCUGAUAGCAAUCGGACCAAACAGUUGGCUUUCAGAUCUCUCUCCUUUGAAGUGUAUCACACCUUGUAUUCCUUUAACCCAACAUGUUACAUCCUGAGGUGAUCCAGCUCAUGAAUGCUUCCAGGAGCUUGUCUGACCACACCUCAGUAGGAGUGUCACAUCCUUACACUCGAAAUGUAUGUCCUCUGGUCAUCUCAAACUACAUAAACUUGGUGAUUUCCAUCAUUUGGGGUCUGACAUUAGGGGGAGAUGCUGUUGGCAACUGUUGGACCUAUCUCUUUCAAGAAAUAAACUUUUUUUUCUUUGCUUCAACAUUC